Molecule: messenger RNA, 1755 nt
Organism: Lucilia sericata (common green bottle fly)
Lineage: Eukaryota; Metazoa; Arthropoda; Insecta; Diptera; Calliphoridae
Product: pickpocket protein 19-like
Biological process (GO): sodium ion transmembrane transport
Cellular component (GO): membrane
Molecular function (GO): ligand-gated sodium channel activity
Source: RefSeq, a predicted model, not a curated record
AUGGCUUCUUCCAGCUACAAACCAGCGCAACCGUUACAUUUAAGGCAACUUAAUCAACGAUAUGAUUUGGAUCAUAAAACAAAAAACUUAAAAAUAAGUUUUUCUUCAAAUUUCAAAGAUUCCGUAGAACAAUUGAUAAUUGAAUUUGGCAGAAAAUCGACAAUACAUGGUCUAAAUAGGAUAUUUAAAGAGAACUCCAACAAAUAUGAAAGAAUCUUUUGGCUCAUAACUGUCAUUUACGCCCUACUUGGCUCCAUAUAUAUCUGCAUGAUUCUAUCGCAACGUUUUAAUGCUGGAACCUUUAAAACUGUAGUGAACAGUACCAAUGCUCCCGUAUACAUUCUACCAUUCCCCGAAAUUAGUAUAUGCAAUGCAAAUCAUUUAAAUUGGGAACGUAUAGAAGAGGCCAAACAUCUAUUUUUACCCCAUGAAAAUGAUACCGAGAAAAUUCGCAUGUUUGAAACCGUCAUUAGUCUCUAUGAUAAUGUAAGCUUCGGAGAAUUUUAUCCAUUUUCGGCACUUGAAGGUGAACCUGUGGAACUGGUGAAUCACAUCAAUUUCAGUGCAGUAUUCGAGUUUAUGACCUGGCGUUGCGAGGAGUUUUUAGCGAACUGUACUUGGCGUCAUUUUAAAGUUGAUUGCUGUGAAAUUUUUCAGAGAAUUAGAGGACAAGAAGGUUUAUGUUGGCAUUUUAAUACACUGUCUUCCGAUGAGAGUAGACGCAAACAACUACUGGAUGAUAAAUAUCCCUGGAGAACGGGCAGUGCCGGGCCGAAGAGUGGUUUAACUGUACGGUUGUGGUUGAAUGAGGAUAAACAUUAUCAUCAGGAUAAUGAAAGGGUGGCUGUACUUGAACCGGGAGUUUUUCACCGAGAUCCAUUUUUUGUGCCUGCCACCGAAACAGCAGUAGAAGUGGAGCCAGUAGCUUACUUUUACGAUAAUGGAACAAAAGCUUUAUCGUCUGCUAGGAGAAAGUGUAUAUUCAAUGAUGAAACCAGCCUUUAUGCAUCCACAUCCCUACCUGGAUUUCCUUAUAUGUUGGAAAAUUGCUUCACUCUAUGUUACGAAGAAUAUCUAAUGAGAUACUGUAACUGUACGAUAGAUAUAUUGUUUCCACCAGCUGAAUAUAAUCCCUGCAAAGCUACAGAUUUAUUAUGUUUAGGCAAAAAUGAUGUUUACUUUAAAUUUACUCAUCAAUUCGGGGAAGAGGACUUUAUACACAGUAAUUACAAGGGAAUGGUUUGUAAUUGUGUGCGCAACUGUUAUUCACUCAAUUAUGUGGCGGAUGUUAGACCAUCAUUUUUUCCCGAACAACCACAACGUAGUAGAAUGUAUGUGGAUUUAGAUGUACAUUAUCGUAUCGAAACAAUGUUUGUAUUUCGCACCAGUUUGGUAUUUGGUUGGUUGGACUUAGUGGUGGCUUUUGGUGGCAUUGUAGGUUUAUUUCUCGGCUGUUCCCUAAUCAGUGGCAUGGAAUUGUUGUAUUUUAUUUUGAUUCAAUUUCCCGCUUUUGUAUUUAAGAAAUUAAGAUCGAGAGCAAAAUUGCAUGAUAUUAGUAAUCAAGAUAUUAAUGGUUUACAAUUUAAUAAAAUUCCCCUUAAACGUCGUAAUCGGGGUUUUCAUAAACGUAUAAUGGCUGUGGAGAGUUCUAGAAAUAGUCAUGGGUCUAUUUAUCGAAAUAGUAUGAGCAAGAAGAAUAAUGCAAUGCAGCUUUGGACACGACAAUAUUAUUUGACAAAUAAAUAUAGUUCCUAA